Messenger RNA from Indicator indicator, 1668 nucleotides. RefSeq names its product 3-mercaptopyruvate sulfurtransferase-like. Gene Ontology annotation, cellular component: mitochondrion. Gene Ontology annotation, biological process: transsulfuration. NCBI's taxonomy places the organism in Eukaryota, Metazoa, Chordata, Aves, Piciformes, Indicatoridae. The coding region runs from base 98 to 991 and encodes 297 amino acids. Gene Ontology annotation, molecular function: thiosulfate-cyanide sulfurtransferase activity. The record is from RefSeq and is a predicted model, not a curated record. The transcript is spliced from 3 exons.
CGGAGGGCGGGUGCUGCUCUUCUGAGGCCCAGCACAGAGUCAGGUGGCAUCAGGCAGACCCCAGGAAUCAGGUAACCUCAGCCAGGACACUGGAACAAUGUCACAACAACUCCUCUACCGUGCUCUGGUGUCUGCAAAAUGGCUUUCAGAAGCCAUCAAGUCCAAGCAAGCUGGUCUGGCCUUGAGAAUCGUGGAUGCAUCCUGGUAUCUGCCAAAAAUGAAGCGUGACCCAAAGCGGGAAUUCGAGGAGCGCCAUAUCCCUGGCGCAGUUUUCUUCGACAUCGACCAUUGCAGCGAUCGUACUUCUCCUUAUGAUCACAUGCUGCCCAAGGCUGAUGACUUUGCUGAGUACGUGGGGAAGCUGGGUGUGGGGAAUGAUUCCCAUGUUGUGGUGUAUGAUGGCAGUGACCAAGGCCUCUUCUCAGCGCCCCGGGUGUGGUGGAUGUUCCGGGCCUUUGGACAUGAAGCUGUCUCCCUUCUGGAUGGUGGCCUGAAGAACUGGCAGCGAGAAGGACAUGCUCUGAGCUCUGGGAAAAGCCAGGUAGCUCCCACUGAGUUCCAUGCCUCCUUGGACAAGUCCCUGGUGAAAACGUACGAGGAUGUCAUAGAGAACUUGGAUUCCCAUCGCUUCCAACUAGUGGAUGCACGUGCUGCAGGACGGUUCCGGGGAGUAGAGCCAGAGCCCCGAGACGGAAUUGAGCCUGGCCAUGUCCCUGGGUCAACGAACAUCCCCUUCACUGAUUUCCUCACAGAGUCUGGCUUAGAGAAGACCCCUGAGCAGAUCCGCAGUCUGUUCCAGGAGAAGAAGGUGGACCUCUUAAAGCCAGUGGUAGCCACAUGUGGCUCUGGAGUCACUGCCUGCCAUGUGGCUCUGGGGGCUUACCUCUGUGGCAAAGCAGAUGUUGCUGUGUAUGAUGGGGCCUGGGUGGAAUGGUACAUGCGAGCACAACCUGAAAAUAUCAUUUCUGAGGGAAAGGGGAAGACGGUGUAGUGAGAUGCUUUGUGCUUUGUCUCCCAGCUGUGUAAAUAAUUUGCCUUGAAACAGGGUUUGGAAAAGAUGGGUUUAGCAUUCUUGGUUUAGUGUCUGGAGGUGAAAGUAUUGGGUGACGCGUAUGGGGACAUGGUGCUUUGCCAUUUUCCUCUUUAGACUACUGCUGCUGCUUAGAAGCAUAAAGAUGACCUAGGCAGACAGUUGUAGGUGACCCUGCCAGAUCCCUGACAGGCAGGGUGAGCCAGAUAUCCCCCCAGGAUCACUUCUAGCCUCAGCUUUUCUGUGAUUUUGUGUUCACUGUAUCAGGUGGAAGAGAGAGGAUGCUGGUGGUAGCAUGGGGAAGUAACUGAGUCAAGCCAAGAUCAUGACUUGGGAUAUUCCAACAUGUUCACUCACAGGAUGAUCAAAUUUGUAUAACUGUGCCUGCUCUCUGCAUCUGCCCUGGAAGUCAUCCAUGCACUUUAUGAUCAUUUUGAGUGCAGACUUUGGGGAAAGACAUAGAUGUGAAAGGACCAAGUAUGGCUUCCAGGUUGGCACUUAGGUUAGAGAGUUUGGAUUCUUUCUUGCACUCAAAUUCUUAACUGCAGUGUGUAUUUAGUCAGUUUUGUACUCCUAUGGUCCAAAAUUCCCCUUGUAACAAAGAAAAGAUUCUGAGAUUGGGUGAAUAAAUGUGUUUC